AGUGCCUGCUUUUUCUUGUGCUUCUGUUUACGGAGUUCAGGGGUCGGUUAUUAACGCUAUGGAUCCCAACUGCUCUUGCGGUACAGGUGGCUCCUGCACGUGUGCUGGCUCCUGCAAAUGCAAAGAAUGCAAAUGCAGUUCCUGCAAAAAGAGCUGUUGCUCCUGCUGCCCGGUGGGCUGUGCCAAGUGCGCCCAGGGCUGCAUUUGCAAAGGGGCGUCGGACAAGUGCAGCUGCUGUGCCUGAUCUUAGGGAGCCUGUUUCCGAUGUAAAUAGAGCGAUGCGUGCAAAUCUACAGUGUUUCUUGGUGCUUUUUCUUUUGGGAUACAACCCUGACCAGUUUGUUACAUUCCUUGUUGAUCCUUAUAAAAUACGUGAAUUAGAUAAUAAAAGCUGUGGACUGUUA
This is a messenger RNA of Neogale vison (American mink), 404 nucleotides long. RefSeq names its product metallothionein-1E-like. The coding region runs from base 59 to 244 and encodes 61 amino acids. Gene Ontology annotation, molecular function: metal ion binding. NCBI's taxonomy places the organism in Eukaryota, Metazoa, Chordata, Mammalia, Carnivora, Mustelidae. The record is from RefSeq and is a predicted model, not a curated record. The transcript has 3 exons.